Molecule: messenger RNA, 609 nt
Organism: Fusarium mangiferae
Lineage: Eukaryota; Fungi; Ascomycota; Sordariomycetes; Hypocreales; Nectriaceae
Product: putative GTP-binding protein ypt1
Exons: 5
Coding region: 1-609 (202 amino acids)
Molecular function (GO): GTP binding; GTPase activity
Source: RefSeq, a predicted model, not a curated record
AUGAACCCUGAAUAUGACUAUCUCUUCAAGCUCCUCCUCAUCGGAGACUCCGGUGUUGGAAAGUCUUGUCUUCUCCUGCGAUUCGCUGAUGACACCUACACCGAGUCCUACAUCUCUACCAUCGGUGUCGAUUUCAAAAUCCGAACAAUAGAGCUCGAUGGCAAGACCGUCAAGCUUCAGAUCUGGGAUACCGCUGGUCAAGAGCGUUUCCGCACCAUCACCUCUUCAUACUACCGUGGUGCCCACGGCAUCUGCGUCGUCUACGAUGUUACCGACAUGGACUCAUUCAACAACGUCAAGCAAUGGCUCCAGGAGAUUGACCGAUAUGCCACUGAGGGUGUCAACAAGCUGCUGGUCGGCAACAAGAGCGAUAUGUCAGACAAGAAGGUCGUUGAGUACAGCGUAGCCAAGGAAUUCGCCGACAGCCUGGGAAUUCCUUUCCUUGAGACUUCCGCCAAGAACGCCAGCAACGUCGAGCAGGCUUUCUUGACCAUGGCCCGCCAGAUCAAGGAGCGCAUGGGCACCACAACAGCCAACAACACCAAGCCCAGCGUGCAAGUUGGCCAGGGCCAGGGCGUUGGAUCGUCCUCCAACAACAGCUGCUGCUAA